Messenger RNA from Colletotrichum spaethianum, 1635 nucleotides. RefSeq names its product protein STB5. The record is from RefSeq and is a predicted model, not a curated record. Lineage: Eukaryota; Fungi; Ascomycota; Sordariomycetes; Glomerellales; Glomerellaceae. Gene Ontology annotation, molecular function: zinc ion binding; DNA-binding transcription factor activity, RNA polymerase II-specific; sequence-specific DNA binding. The transcript has 5 exons. Gene Ontology annotation, biological process: positive regulation of transcription by RNA polymerase II; DNA-templated transcription. Bases 1 to 1635 code for a protein of 544 amino acids.
AUGCUCGAGGAUCAGUUGAUGGAGCCGUCGGGUUUGGAGUUUCCGGUCCUACAGGCUGCCGUAGAUCAGUCGCCUUCGCAAGCCCGACCCAUCACGGCCACAACGACGCUUGGUGAUGAGUUGCGGUUGCUGUCGCUCGAAGCUGCGGCAGAACGGCACUUGGGAUCUGCUUCGGGGAUAUCGUUUGCCAAGUUGACGCAGGCGGUGCUGAGGAGGCUCACGCCGGACCGUGCUGAUUUCGUGUUCCACAAGGAGCUUGAGGUCGAGUCCACGCAGCAACUUCUUUAUGGAUCUCCUGUUGAUUUGCUCGGGUCGUCCUUGUACCACGGCUUUGACAGCUCGACUGCAUUUCAUCACCCCUUCUUCUGCGGCAUAACAUUAUCCGAUAUCACAGAUCCACAACCAUCCCUUGUGGAUGUUCAGCUACCGCCGCAGAGUCACCUGCAGCACCUGGUGGACUUUUACUUUGCGCACUCUCACACGCUGUACCCAAUUGUGCGACGGCGCGAGUUUGAAGAGACGCUGGGCACGAUACUGAGUAACCCUCAGGAUCCGGCGGCGCAGUCGCCGUUGUGGCUAUUUAGGCUAUGGAUGAUACUGGCAAUUGGGUCAACCACGUACUGCUCGGUUGCCCUGUGUGAAGAGUCUGAAUCGAUGCUGUACUACAACAAGGCGCUAGGUUAUAUGGAGGAUGCUCUUGGGUAUGGCGACAUGGUCGCACUGGAGGUCAUCAUGCUCCAGGUAUCAUACUCCUUCUUCAACCAGCUCGGACCAAGCCUUGCCGCGAGGUUAUCGGUCGGCAUGGGUUUGCAUACAUCGUCGUCAUACGACACGCUUCCUGUCGAUGUUGCCGAGCAUCGGAAGCGUGUCUUUUAUUCAGUGUACAUGAUGGAUCGAGUCGUAUCAACAGCACUCGGACGACCUUUUGCCUUGCACGACGAUGACAUAGAUGUCGAGCCCUUUGCCGACGCCGACGACGAAGACAUCGAUGCCACAGGCAUUCGCCAGCGUAACCCCCUUCAGCCCUCCACCAUGGCAGUCCCCCUCCACCUCCUCCGCCUGCGCCAACUGUCGAGCAAGAUCGUUAAAUCCGUUUACUCUAACAAACGCAACGCCAACAUGCCCAUCUCCGAGCGCGAAGCCAUCAUCUACUCCCUCCACCGCGAACUGCUCGACUGGCGCCGCGGCAUGCCCUUCCCCUUGCCCGACACGCACCCGCAGGUGCCUCAUUUGAGUAGCAACUGGUAUGACUUUAACUACUAUAUGCAGGUCGCUAUGCUGUACCGCCCGUCGCCGCUCUUCCCGACGCUUGAUCAAGCCCGCGUUGAGACGCUGGGCGACGCCGCGGGCAAAGCGAUUCGAGAAGCCACCACGAUGCAUCGACAGCAGCGGUUUGCGUACAACUGGCUAAAUCUGCUGGCGCUCUUCACGUCGACGUUGUCACUGACGUAUGCGACGACGGCAAGGCCGGAAAACCUGGCGGUAGUUUUGAGAGAGAGCAAAGCGAUCGAGACGCUGCAGCUGGCGAUUGAGCUGUUUGAUACAUUGAGCGCAAAGUUCUCGGCGGCCAAGAAUAUCAGGAGGAUGAUUGAGGAGAUUGUGGCCCGGUACACGGAGAUUGACUCGCAAGCAUGA